CUGACCUCAGCAUCGACCUCAGAGCCGACCUCACUCUGUCCGACCAUCAUCUACCGCACGACUAGAAGCUGUCGGAGGGCCGAUGAUCGACCAGGAAAAAAAAUAUACAUCCCAGCCGUCGAAGGCUCCUCUGCCACACGACUAUCCCGCCGCACACCACCGCCAGCCUCCGCCGCCGCCGUCGUCAACACUCUGUCCGACCGUCCUGUGCAAUCAACAAUCCAUCUCUUCGACCUUCGUCUAUCGCCUCCGUCAUCAACUUCUGUACGGCCAUCUCCGUUCUACAGUCCGGCGAGCAUCCGCCUCCUCCUGUCUUGCCGUUGA
Messenger RNA from Striga asiatica, 324 nucleotides. NCBI's taxonomy places the organism in Eukaryota, Viridiplantae, Streptophyta, Magnoliopsida, Lamiales, Orobanchaceae. The record is from the annotation of a GenBank genome assembly.